Truncatella angustata is the source of this 1739-nucleotide messenger RNA. RefSeq names its product major facilitator superfamily domain-containing protein. Gene Ontology annotation, molecular function: transmembrane transporter activity. Lineage: Eukaryota; Fungi; Ascomycota; Sordariomycetes; Amphisphaeriales; Sporocadaceae. Gene Ontology annotation, cellular component: membrane. Gene Ontology annotation, biological process: transmembrane transport. The transcript has 4 exons. Bases 117 to 1718 code for a protein of 533 amino acids. The record is from RefSeq and is a predicted model, not a curated record.
GUCGGGCUACCACCUACUGCUUCUGGCCGAUCAACUUCUCAUCGUGCCAGCUCGUUCGAUUCAACGUGCGUCAAGCAGAACUUCACCUAUACCAGUUUUCGGACCAGUACGACGAGAUGGGCUCUGUUGACAACAUCGAGAGCGGCUCGAAGUCAAUCCAUGACUAUCACCAAGAGCCUAACAAAGGCCAAGUCGAGGUCGGUCGUCAGAACAUUCACGAGUCUAUUAGACCACACGAAAGCUACGAAGGUGGUCAUAGAUUUGACCCUUACGCGACAUGGACUGCUGAAGAAGAGAAGACGGUGGUCCGUAAGACCGAUCUCAAGCUUCUGAGCUGGCUAUGUGUUAUGUUUUUCGGACUUCAACUCGACCGUGGAAAUUUGUCUAACGCUUUGGCCGACAACCUUCUCAAAGACCUGAAUAUCACUUCUGACGAUUAUAACAAUGGAACAACAAUUCAGCUUUUAUGCUUCUUGGCAGCCGAGUUUCCUGUACAAUUCCUGACGAAGCGUUACGGUUUCAAAUAUGUCUUGCCAGUGAUGAUGAUCGCAUGGAGCAUGGUGUCUUGGGCACAAUGUUUCAUGGUCAACCGCGCCGGUUUCUAUGUCACCCGUGCAUUCAUCGGUCUUUGCGAGGGUGGUUUUAUUCCUGGUACUAUCCUCAUGGCCACCUACUUUUACACUAGCAAAGAGUUGUCGACUCGCCUGGCAGCUUUCUGGUCAACCUUGAAUAUUGCUCGUGUCAUCUCAGCCCUUCUUGCGGCUGGUAUACUCCAGAUGCGAAGUAUUGGUGGACACCCCGGCUGGUUCUGGCUUUUCCUCCUCGAGGGUCUUCUGACACUUAUCUUGGGUGUUGUCUCAAUCCUGUAUCUACCUUUGUCACCGACUCAGACCACGUCUGUUCUGUGUCGUACCCCAUGGUUCACCGAGAAGGAGGAGAUUAUCAUGAUCAAUCGUAUUCUGCGAGAUGAUCCGGCAAAGGGCCUGACUGCCGUCAAGGAGCCGGCUACAUGGAAGGAUAUUAAGGAAGCCUGGUCUGAUAAGUCUAUGUGGGGUCUUUACUUUGUCGGUCUUGUUGCCUACAUUCCAGCAACUCCCAUCCAGGCAUACCUUACUCUGACUCUCAAGCGCAUUGGAUUCACUACCUUCGCAUCCAACAUGCUCACUGCGCCAUCUGCUGGUCUGCAGAUCAUCACCAUGUUGGCGUUGGCAUGGAGCAGUAACUACUUUAACGAGCGAGCUUUCCACUGCUUCAUUGGCGAGUUCUGGCUCCUACCCAUUCUCACUGCGCUGCUCACCAUUCCGGACGGCGGUCGUGAUUGGGCACGUUUCUCACUCAUUACUCUGGCAUCAGGGUACCCGUACUUCCACCCACUUGUGUCGUCGUGGCUUUCCGAAAACUCUUUCGAUGUCAAGAAGCGAGCAAUUACUGCCGCAACGUACAACGUCAUCGUGCAGAUCGGUUCCCUCAUUGGUAGUCAGAUCUACCGUUCGUGGGAUGCACCCUACUACAAGACUGGUAACAAAGUAUGCAUUUCUAUCUGCGCCUUGAGCUUGGUUACAUUCAUCGCUCAGAGACAAUACCUGGACUACCUAAACAAGCAGAAGGAGAAGACUUGGAGCCAGAUGUCUUUGGAGGAUCAAGUCGCCUACCAGCAGGACCAGGAGGCUCGCGAGAAGGAUGGCAACAAACGUCUUGACUUCCGAUUUGCCUUAUAGUUUGAAAUCUACAGCUGGUGG